CCUAAUCCCCUUUUCAUAUAUAUAAAUUCACAUUUGCCUUCCUUCUUCUUCUUCCCCAAACCUCUUUGAUUCUCUCACCUCCAAAUCCGCUCUCAGCUUUCAAGCUCUGUGUGCAUGGAAACCAACAAUUCUGGACGAUCAUCAUCGCUUCGUUGGUUCCGGUGUAGCUGUUUGAGAAACUGUUUCCGCUGCUACUGUUGUUGCUUUCGGGCCUAAGGUGUUGAUCAGUUUUUUCGAUUUCGGGUUUUGAUAUUUUUGUAAGAUUUUUGGGGGAAUUGUCUGUGGUUAUGGAUUUCUCCGGGGCUCAGCCGGGUCUGUUUCUAGGGCUGAACUCGCAUCAGAGUUCAAUUCCGACGAAUUGUAAUCAAUCCGUGCCGCUACAGCUGCUGAAGGAGGAGAAUAUUAGGGCUGAGAAUGGAGACGAGCGCGAGGAGGAGGAGGAGGAGGAAGAAGAAGAUGAGAGUGAGAGAUUCAAUCUCUUAGGGCACUCAAUUUGCCCCAAAAGGCCGAGGGACUUGUCGUCACCCUUCAAUCAGCCUCCUGCCAAGUGCGCGGCGGUUGAAUCGGAGGGGCUGGAGGCGCGGCGGGCCGCGGUGAGGGCUUGGGGGAACCAGCCGCUUGCGGUGGCGGACCCGGAGAUUCAUGAAAUGAUGGAGAAGGAGAGGCGUAGGCAGUUCAAAGGUAUCGAAUUGAUUGCUUCGGAGAAUUUCGUGUGCAGGGCUGUGAUGGAAGCUCUGGGCAGCCACUUGACGAAUAAGUAUUCGGAGGGGUUCCCCGGAGGGAGGUACUAUACUGGUAAUCAGCAUAUUGAUCAGAUUGAAUUGCUCUGCUGUGAGAGGGCAUUGGCUGCUUUUAGUCUCGAUCCUGAGAAAUGGGGGGUCAAUGUUCAGCCUUACUCUUGUACUUCGGCUAAUUUCGCUGUAUACACUGGUCUUUUGCUCCCAAAUGAACGGAUUAUGGGUUUGGAUUCUCCGUCCGGAGGACACAUGAGUCAUGGUUAUUAUACUCCUAGUGGGAAGAAGGUGUCUGCCGCAUCGAUUUUCUUUGACAGUCUUCCUUAUAAGGUGAACCCCCGCACGGGGCUCAUUGAUUAUGAUAAGCUUGAGGAGAAGGCGCUUGAUUAUCGCCCCAAGAUACUUAUUUGCGGCGGGAGUUCGUAUCCCCGGGAGUGGGAUUAUGCCAGGUUUAGGUAUAUUGCUGAUAAAUGCGGAGCUGUGCUGAUGUGUGACAUGGCUCAUAUCAGCGGCCUUAUAGCAGCCAAGGAGUGUGUUAGUCCUUUUGAUUAUUGUGAUAUUGUUACGUCAACAACACACAAAAGCCUCCGGGGUCCUAGGGGAGGUAUUAUAUUUUACCGGAAAGGUCCAAAAAGAAGGAAGCAAGGCAUGCAUCAAUCAAAUGGGGAUGGAAAUAACCUGUAUGAUUUUGAAGAAAAGAUAAAUUUCGCUGUUUUCCCAUCGCUACAGGGUGGUCCUCACAACAACCAUAUUGCUGCUCUUGCCAUAGCCUUAAAACAAGUGGCUACUCCAGAAUAUAAAGAAUACAUGAACCAGGUCAAGAAAAAUGCACAGUCCUUGGCAAAUGCUUUGUUAAGAAGAAAAUGCAGAUUGGUUACUGGGGGUACCGAUAAUCACUUGUUGCUUUGGGAUCUUACAGCUCUUGGUAUAACAGGGAAGAACUACGAAAAAGUUUGCGAGAUCUGCCAUAUUACUCUCAAUAAAAGUGCCAUAUUUGGUGAUAACGGAGCCUUUUCUCCUGGGGGAGUUAGAAUUGGUACCCCUGCUAUGACUUCACGAGGUUGUGUUGAGUCUGAUUUCGAGACAAUUGCCGACUUUCUUCUUAGGGCUGCCCAGAUUACUGUUGCUGUUAAGAGAGAACAUGGAAAAUAUCAGAAAGAAUCUCUCAAAGGUCUCCAGAACAAUAAAGAUAUUGUUGAACUUCGAAAUCGUGUUGAAACAUUUGCUUCCCAAUUUGAAAUGCCAGGAUAUGAUACUUGUUGAACAUGUCACAUCUCUAACGCAUCACACAUUUUUUGGUUUCAUUUGUUCUGUCGUUGAACUGAUCCCUUGUAAAUUACAGAGGAAUACUGAAUCUGUUACCAAUUUCCACAGGGUAGUAGUCUUUGCCAGAUCCUCCUCAACUAUUUCUCGAUGUUUUUUCUGUAUAAAUUAUAGAAAGCAAAAAUCUCUCUAUUUUAUUUAUUGGGAUAUCUGGAUUUAUAUAAAGCAGUCAUUAUGGGA
Molecule: messenger RNA, 2237 nt
Organism: Rosa chinensis
Lineage: Eukaryota; Viridiplantae; Streptophyta; Magnoliopsida; Rosales; Rosaceae
Product: serine hydroxymethyltransferase 7
Exons: 4
Coding region: 288-1997 (569 amino acids)
Biological process (GO): folic acid metabolic process; L-serine catabolic process; tetrahydrofolate interconversion
Cellular component (GO): cytoplasm
Molecular function (GO): glycine hydroxymethyltransferase activity; serine binding; zinc ion binding
Source: RefSeq, a predicted model, not a curated record